AUGGCCGCGGAGAGACGCCGUGUGGAGAAUGACGAUCAUAUGGGGGGGAAGAAGAGGAAGAGGCGGGGCCGCUGGACUUCAUGGAUGACGUCAGUCAACAUCAAGAACAGAACAGACUGUCACAAUAUAAUGACAUGGCACCAACCGCAGGAGGAAAAAAACACGCCUGGCCAAACCACGCCUGGCCAAACCACCCCUGACAAACAACGCCUGGCCAAACCACGCCUGGCCAUUCCACGCCUGGCCAAACCACCCCUGGCCAAACCACCCCUGGCCAUUCCACGCCUGGCCAUUCCACGCCUGGCCAAACCACGCCUGGCCAUUCCACGCCUGGCCAAACCACGCCUGGCCAUUCCACGCCUGGCCAUUCCACGCCUGGCCAAACCACGCCUGGCCAUUCCACGCCUGGCCAAACCACGCCUGGCCAUUCCACGCCUGGCCAUUCCACGCCUGGCCAUUCCACGCCUGGCCAAACCACCCCUGGCCAAACCACCCCUGGCCAUUCCACGCCUGGCCAUUCCACGCCUGGCCAAACCACGCCUGGCCAUUCCACGCCUGGCCAAACCACGCCUGGCCAUUCCACGCCUGGCCAUUCCACGCCUGGCCAAACCACGCCUGGCCAAACCACGCCUGGCCAAACCACACCUGACAAACCACACCUGGCCAAACCACACCUGGCCAUUCCACGCCUGA
Molecule: messenger RNA, 693 nt
Organism: Salmo salar (Atlantic salmon)
Lineage: Eukaryota; Metazoa; Chordata; Actinopteri; Salmoniformes; Salmonidae
Source: RefSeq, a predicted model, not a curated record